This is a messenger RNA of Acanthosepion pharaonis, 1863 nucleotides long. The record is from the annotation of a GenBank genome assembly. Lineage: Eukaryota; Metazoa; Mollusca; Cephalopoda; Sepiida; Sepiidae.
AUGUCUGUAUCUAUCGAUUUGUCAUUCUAUCUAUCUAUAUAUCUGCUCGUAUCUAUCUAUCUAUCUAUCUAUUUGAGUAUCUGUCUGUCUUUCUGUCUCCUGUUCAUAUCUAUCUAUCUAUCUAUCUAUCUAUCUAUCUAUCUAUCUAUUUAUCUACCUAUCUAUCUAUUUAUCUAUCUAUGGUUGUUCAUAUCUGUCUAUACUUGUUCUAUCUAUCUAUCGAUCCAUCUAUCAAUCUAUGGUUAUUCAUAUAUAUCUAUGCUUGUUCUAUGUAAAUAUCUAUCUUUCUAUCUAUCUAUCUAUCUAUCUAUCUAUCUAUCUAUCUAUCUGUGGUUGUUCAUAUCUAUGUAUGCUUGUUAUAUCUAUCUAUCUAUCGUUGAUCAUAUCUAUCUAUGCGUGUUCUAUAUAUCUAUGUAUCUAUCUAUAUAUCUAUCGAUCCUUCUAUCUAUGUAUCGAUGUUCAUACCUAUCUAUGCUUAUUCUAUCUAUCUAUCUAACUAUCUAUCUAUCUAUGGUUGCGCAUAUCUAUCUACUCUUGUUAUAUCUAUCUAACUAUCAAUGGUUGUUCAUAUCUAUCUAUGCUUGUUCUAUCUAUCUAUCUAAUGAUCUAUCUAUCUAUCUAUCUAUCUAUAGUUGCUCAUAUCUAUCUAUGCCUUUUCUAUCUAUCUAUCUAUAUAUCUAUGAUGUUCAUAUCUAUCUAUCCUUUUCUAUCUAUCUAUCUAUCUAUCUAUCUAUCUAUCUAUGGCUUGUUAUAUCUAUCUAUCUAUCUAUGGUUGAUCAUAUCUAUCUAUGCUUGUUCUAUAUAUCUAUGUAUCUAUGUAUAUAUCUAUCGAUCCUUCUAUCUAUGUAUCGAUGUUCAUACCUAUCUAUGCUUAUUCUAUCUAUCUAUCUAUCUAUCUAUGGUUGCGCAUAUUCAUCUACGCUUGUUUUAUCUAUCUAUCUAUGGUUGUUCAUAUCAAUCUAUGCCUUUUCUAUCUAUCUAUCUAUCUAUCUAUCUAUCUAUGAUGUUCAUAUCUAUCUAUGCUUGUUCAAUCUAACUAUCUAUCUAUAUAUCUAUAGUUGUUCAUAUCUAUCUAUGCUUAGAGAGAGAGAGAGAGAGAGAGAGAGAGAGUUGUUCAUAUUUAUCUAUUCUUGCUCUAUCUAUCUAUCAAUCUAUCGAUCUAUCUAUCAAUCUAUUGAUCUUUCUAUAUAUCUAUCUAUGGUUGUUCAUGUCUAUCUAUGCCAUUCCUAUCUAUCUAUCUAUCUAUCUAUCUAUCUAUCUAUCUAUCUAUCUAUGUUGUUCAUAACUAUCUAUGCUUGUUCUAUCUAUCUAUAUAUCUCUCUAUGGUUUUUAAUAUUUAUGCUUGUUAUAUCUAUCUGUCGAUCGAUCUGUCUAUCUAUCUAUCUGUGGUUGUUCAUAUCUAUCUAUGCUUCUUCUAUCUAUCUAUCUAUCUAUCUAUCUAUCUAUCUAUGGUUGUUCAUAUCUAUCUAUCUAUGGUUGUUCAUAUCUAUUUAUGCUUGUUCUAUCUACCUAUCUAUCUUGCUUCUACACAUGCAUGCAACCGUCGGAUCAAUGACUGGCGGGCUCUUUCAUAUGGUUCUUCAUAUCUAUCUAUGCUUGUUCUAUCUAUCUAUCUAUCUAUCUAUCGUUCCCAUAACACUAUAUAUCUAUAUAUAUCUAUAUCUAUCUAUGCUUGUUCUAUCUAUCUAUCUAUCUAUCUAUCUAUCUAUCUAUCUAUUUAUCUAUCUAUCUAUGGUUGAUCAUAUCUAUGUAUGCUUGUUCUAUCUAUCUAUCUAUCUAUAUCUAUCUAUCUAUCUAUCGUCGUUCAUAUCUAUCUAUGCUUGUUCUAUCUAUCGAUCGAUCUAUCUAUCUAUCGAUCUGUGA